UUCGAAGGAAAAUUCUGGAGAUCACAUUAGGUAUAAAUAUAAUUUCCAGCGAAUGCUCUGGAAGGGACUACAGAUCAUUCCCCGCUUGUUGUUUCCAUCUUAUUUCGGUUUCUCCUGCGAUUAGUGAGCUUCUUGCGACUGAAAAUCCUAAGCUGGGCUAUGACUAGAUUGAUUAUACUUUGCUCCUUCAAGAUUUUUGACACAAGAUUUAAAAACUUGAAAUUGCUCCACGCUCAUUUGAUUAUUUAAAAUUUGAAGCGAUUGUUGAAGGCUUUACAAUUAUUAACGCUAAUACAGAGCGGCUACUUGGAAGAAGUUAGCAGUUAUAAGCGCCCAUGGCGACAGCUUCAGCAUCUUUCAGAUCCAGAGAAGAUCAUAGAAAGCAGUUAGAGCUCGAAGAGGCUCGCAAGGCUGGGCUUGCACCAGCAGAAGUCGAUGAAGAUGGCAAGGAGAUCAAUCCUCAUAUCCCUCAGUAUAUGUCAUCAGCACCAUGGUAUCUCAAUGCAGAGAAACCGAAGAGUUUGAAACAUCAAAGGAAAUGGAAGUCGGAUCCACACUAUUCAAAAGAUUGGUAUGAUAGAGGUGCCAAGGUUUACCAGGCUGAUAAAUACAGAAAGGGUGCAUGCAUAAACUGUGGGGCAAUGACACAUGAUGUUAAGUCUUGCAUGGAAAGACCUCGAAAAAUCGGAGCAAAAUGGACAAAUAAGCGAAUAGCACCUGAUGAGAAAGUGGAGAACUUUGAGCUUGAUUAUGAUGGCAAACGAGAUAGAUGGAAUGGCUAUGAUCCGGCUACAUAUGCUCAGGUUAUAGAUAGAUAUGCAGCUAGGGAAGAGGCAAGGAUAAAAUAUCUGAAAGACCAGCAGUUGAAAAAGUUGGAGCAGAAGAAUAAUAAUCCUGAAAAAAGUGGACAGGAUAGUGAUGAGGAUGAUGAAGAAGAUGCUUUGAAGGUGGACGAAGCUAAAGUUGAUGAGAGCAAGCAGAUGGAUUUUGCCAAGGUAGAAAAGCGCGUGCGUACUACUGGAGGUGGUAGUACAGGAACAGUCAGAAAUCUGCGUAUUCGAGAAGACACUGCUAAGUAUCUUCUGAAUCUAGAUGUGAAUUCUGCUCAUUAUGAUCCAAAAAACCGGUCAAUGAGAGAGGAUCCUCUGCUUGACAGUGAUCCAAAUGAGAAGUUCUAUGGAGGCGAUAACCAAUACAGGAUUACAGGCCAAGCUCAGGAUUUCAGGCAACUAAACAUACAUGCGUGGGAAGCAUUUGAGAAAGGUCAAGAUAUACACUUGCAAGCAGCUCCGUCUCAAGCAGAACUAUUAUACAGGGAAUUCAAAAUCAAGAAAGAAAAACUUAAGUCUCAAACAAAGGAGGAUAUCUUGCGUAAGUAUGGGAAUGCAGCAUCUGAAGAUAAGCUUCCAACAGAACUUCUAUUGGGUCAAUCUGAAAGACAAGUUGAAUAUGAUAGAGCAGGUCGUGUGAUUAAGGGCCAAGAGAAGACUGCACCAAAGAGCAAAUACGAGGAAGAUUUAUUUAUUAACAAUCAUACCUCUGUUUGGGGUUCCUGGUGGAAGGACCACCAAUGGGGUUACAAGUGUUGUAAGCAGACAAUAAAGAAUAGCUACUGCACAGGGUUGGCAGGAAUUGAAGUUACUGAAUCAGCAUCUGAUCUGAUGAAAGCAAACUUUAUGUUGAAAGAGGCCGUUGAAGAAAAGCCUCUGCAACAUGAGGUAAAAAACCCUGCAACCUGGGGUACUGAUGUAACAGAUAAUCUUCUUCUUGAUAAGAAACGUUUGGCAGAGGCCCUUAAACAGGAGGAUGAGAGAAAGAGGGAGGAGAAGGAUGAAAGAAAAAGAAGAUAUAAUGUCAGCUGGAAUGAUGAGGUUACUGCCGAAGAUAUGGAGGCAUAUAGAAUGAAGAAAGUUCAUCAUGAUGAUCCGAUGAAAGACUUUCUGCAUUGAUCGGGACAUCCAUCUUUGUCCUCCACUUUGCUUUGAAGCAAAUUUAGGAAGGCAACUUACUGGUACUUUGUAUUUUAUUUCUUCCUGCCAUGUAAAUUGUCACACAACUUGCUGGAAAUACAAGAUUUUAUGCUGGAUGA
This is a messenger RNA of Cryptomeria japonica (Japanese cedar), 2089 nucleotides long. Its product is annotated as pre-mRNA-splicing factor SLU7-like. Gene Ontology annotation, biological process: mRNA splicing, via spliceosome. Gene Ontology annotation, cellular component: spliceosomal complex. Lineage: Eukaryota; Viridiplantae; Streptophyta; Pinopsida; Cupressales; Cupressaceae. Gene Ontology annotation, molecular function: pre-mRNA 3'-splice site binding. The transcript has 10 exons. The record is from RefSeq and is a predicted model, not a curated record. Bases 336 to 1949 code for a protein of 537 amino acids.